CGGCGGGCGCAGCGGCUCCUCCGCUAUGGCCGCCCUGGCGGCCCUUUCAAACCCGGGAGCCGGCGGCAGGGGGCAGUCCUGACUGACUUUGUACAGGAAAAGUCCUCGGAAAUCUACUGUGCCAGCUUUUCUGAGCAAAACUUUAUGGGAGCUCUCCAGCACUUCAACCUCAAGACGAUUCCAAGUUGUGAUAAUGACACGUCUGUUGUAAGGAGCAAAGGAAAACAGAAGCAGAGUGGCUGGGUGAAGUUGCAGGUGUCUCUGAGCUGACAGUGGAGAAGAAGAAAGGUCACUGGGAAAGCUUAUAAGAUGUCAUCUCUACCAAGAAGGGUGAAAUCUGAAGCCAAACCCUUUAGAUCAGAAGAUGAUGAAUUAUCUUCAUUUCUUAAUUUGAGCUCUGAAUCAGAGGAGGAGGAGGAGGAGGAAUGGGAGCCAAAAAGCAAAAUUGCCAAGAGGCCUCGAUUGCCAAAGAAAAACGAGCCGAAACCUAAAAAAGCUGCUGUUCCACGGUCAACUGUGGCCAGGAAAAGGGUCAAGAAGAUAGCAAUAAAAGAGGAAUUGGAUGUAUCCUUGCCUAUUGCUUCUGCAGAGGGUAGUGAAGAUGGAGUGCAUCUUUUGAAACCUAAGGAAGAAGAUGUAGGCACCAAUCUGAAAAUUUUAAAUAAAAAGCCAGAAGUGCCUAAAAAAAUGCAAUUACAUUCAUUCCAGGGGAGGAACUUAAACAGCUCAGAAAGUGAUGAAAAACCCUCAACAAGUGUUCCUGUAGUGGAAAAGCAAGUGAAACAUGAGCAAACUGAGGAAGAUUUUACAUUUGAUGAACCACCUUUUAAAAGGAUUAAGUCAACUACAUGUCUUGAAGGAAAGCCAGUAAAACAUGCAGGAGGCAACAAAGUAAAGGAAGAAUUUGAAAUGAACUGGGACAUUGUGCAGGCCUUGUCAGAAAGAACAAAUGUUGAACCAUGGGUAUGUGCGAACUUAAUUCGCCUCUUUCAAGAAGAGAACACAAUUCCCUUUAUUGCUCGGUAUCGAAAAGAGCUCAUCAAUAAUCUGGAGGCUGAUGCCUUGCGAGAAAUACAGCAAACACUGGAAGAGCUACGUACUGUUGCAAAGAAGACGCAUGUGAUGAUGCAAAAGCUGAAGAAAGAAGGGAAACUAUCAGGAGGCCUGUCAACAGCAUUAUUAAAUUGCAGAACUUUGGAAGAAUUAGACCAUGUGUCUGCACCUUAUAAAACUGGAAGUAAAGGCACCAAAGCCCAGAGAGCAAAGCAGCUGGGAUUGGAACCUGCUGCUCUUGCUCUCCUGCAGAAUCCUAUGGAACUCAAUCUCUUUUCUUACAUUAGACCCAAUAUCAAAGGACUUUCAACCAUCCAGGAAGUAGAGGCUGGAGUACAGCAUAUUUUAGCUGACAUGUUUGCGAAAGAUAAGGAUACACUGGAUUUUGUGAGGAAAUUAUGUCAGCAAAGAUGCAUUUGUAUCCAGUCAGCCUUGGCAAAGGCAUCAUCCAAAAAUAUUAAUGAGAAAGAUAUUGAUAAAUUUCAACUAUACCAUGAGUUUUCUUGCAAUAUAAAGAACAUUCAGCAUCAUCAGAUUCUGGCCAUUAACCGAGGGGAAAAUCUGAAGAUCCUGACAGUGAAGGUCAGCAUUCCUGACGGGGUGAAGAAUGAAUUCCGUUGGUGGUGUGUCAAUGAAAGAUGGAGACCAAAACACUUUGUAAAACCAGAGUUAAUGAGGAUACUACAGAAUUCAGUAGAGGAUGCAUAUAAGCGCCUUGUAUAUCCUCUCCUCUGUAGAGAAUUCAGAUCAAAGUUAACAUCUGAUGCAGAGAAAGAGUCUGUGAUGAUGUUUGGAAGAAAUCUUCGGCAGUUGCUUCUGACCAGCCCUGUUAGGGGUCGUACUUUGAUGGGAGUAGAUCCUGGCUACAAACAUGGCUGCAAGUUGGCUAUUAUUUCACCAACCAGUCAAAUACUACAUACUGAUGUCGUCUACUUGCACUCUGGUCAAGGAUUUCGUGAAGCUGAGAAGAUAAAGAGGCAUCUUCUACAAUACAACUGUAGCACUAUUGUGAUUGGCAAUGGUACGGCCUGCAGAGAAACAGAAGCUUACUUUGCUGACCUCAUUAUGAAGAAAUAUUUUGCGCCGUUGGACGUCGUUUACUGCAUUGUCAGUGAAGCAGGAGCGUCUAUCUACAGUGUUAGUCCAGAAGCAUCUAAGGAAAUGCCGGAUCUAGACCCUAACCUAAGAAGUGCAGUUUCCAUCGCUAGACGCGUACAAGACCCAUUAGCUGAACUAGUGAAAAUUGAGCCCAAACACAUAGGAGUUGGAAUGUACCAGCAUGAUGUGUCACAGACUUUGCUCAAAGCAACUCUGGACAGUGUGGUUGAAGAGUGUGUCAGCUUUGUGGGAGUUGAUAUUAACAUCUGCUCAGAAAUACUAUUAAGGCAUAUUGCAGGUUUGAAUGCUAACAGGGCUAAAAAUAUCAUUGAAUGGCGAGAGAAGAAUGGACCAUUUAUAAAUCGAGAACAGCUCAAGGAAGUUAAAGGUCUGGGUCCUAAAUCCUUCCAACAGUGUGCUGGCUUCAUCAGAUUCAAUCAAGAAUAUAUAAAGACCUUCUGCAGUAGUAAGAAAAUUGAACUUGAAAGUCAUGCACUUUUGAAUAAAGCAGGUGCACAAGUCGCCAAGGAGAACCAGGGUAAAAAGAGGAGCAAGCUGACAUCAGGUGCCUCACAACAGCCCAAUCCUUUGGACCAAACUUGUAUUCAUCCAGAGUCCUACAGCAUUGCAAUGAGGUUUUUAUCUUUCAUUGGAGGAAACCCAAAUGACAUAGGAAAGCCAGAUAUGCAGCAAAAAGUAAAUGCAGUAAUUCAAAAGGAAGGACUGGAAGGAGUAGCAAAAAGGCUAAACACAACAGUGCACACAUUGCAGCUAAUCGUCGAUGGUCUGACUCAGCCUGAAGGCUUUGACAUCAGAACAGAUUUUGAUAAACCUGACUUCAAGAGAAGCAUAGUCUGUCUUGAAGACCUAAGUGUUGGUACUGUUCUGACUGGAAAAGUUGAAAAUGCAACACCAUUUGGAGUUUUUGUUGAUAUUGGUGUGGGAAAAGCCGGUUUGAUUCCAGUGCGAAACAUAACAGAAGCGAAACUUUCUAAAGUGAAGAAGAGAAGAAGUCUUGGGUUAGGUCCUGGAGAAAGAGUAGAAGUUAAAGUCCUUAAUGUUGAUAUUCCUCGAUUAAGGAUAACGUUGGAUCUUAUUCGUGUUUUAUGAGAGGAUUUUUUUUUUUUAUGGUUGAGUCUUGCUUCAUUUUAAAUGUCAGGUAUUGUCAGCAAGAUUCUAAAACUUCAGGCAUUUAAUGAGAAUGUUGAAAAUGAAUAGAUUUUGAAACCUUCAAUCUCUCUCUCUCUUUUUUUUUUUUUUUUUUAAUCUAACAGUUUUUCCACAUUUCUUGAAUCCUUUCUGUUAAUAAUUGCUGGAACAAUUUAUUGGAUUACCUCCAAGCAACCUUCUUAUUUUGUCUACAGAGUAAAUGAAAUUCCAGUGGGCUGUCAGACAGAUCUCUUAUCUAUUCUGUCUGUUCAAGAUUUGCUCUGUCGAGCAGUCUUUGGCCAGUACUGCUCCAGCAGACACAUCCAUUGCGCCCGCAAAAAAGCAGUCAUUCAGCGUGCCUGUUUUCUGGAAGAGAAUUUAAAGAGGGUAUCUAGUUGUAGAAAAAAUAAUCUUUUUAAGUUUAGUUGGUGACAUCUUUUCAAAAGUAGACUGAAAAAAGAGCAUCUGCUAGUACUAUUGACUGUUCAGAAAUAUUCUGCUAUAAUUUAUUUGAACUACAUUAUUAGGAGUUCUGUUUUCCCAUUUUAUCAUUGCUUGAUCAGUUAUCGUUCUUUAACUCACUUGGAUAUACCUUGGGGUUUAAGAAACUUUACUCAAAGGUGUCAAAAAACAUUUAUGUUGUUCUAUACUUGUACAUAAUAAAAACAUUUC
This is a messenger RNA of Rhea pennata, 3972 nucleotides long. It is a transcript of the gene SRBD1, whose product is annotated as S1 RNA binding domain 1. The record is from RefSeq and is a predicted model, not a curated record. Gene Ontology annotation, biological process: nucleobase-containing compound metabolic process; translation. Lineage: Eukaryota; Metazoa; Chordata; Aves; Rheiformes; Rheidae. The coding region runs from base 310 to 3261 and encodes 983 amino acids. The transcript is spliced from 23 exons. Gene Ontology annotation, molecular function: structural constituent of ribosome; mRNA binding.